GCUCCCCCGCUUCCCCUUCCCCCUCCCCGCACACCGCCUGCCGCGGCUUCCCCCUAUCGCGAUAGUCGCCGGCGGCGCGGGGGGGGGGGCCGCCAUGUCGAGCAGCGGUCGCAGCCCUUUGCCGACCGUCAACGAGAGGGACGCGGAGCAGCCGGGCGCCGUGGAGGGCAAGGGCGGCGGCAAGGCCAGCAUGCUGCGGGGCCGCAACGCCGGCACGGCCGCCGAGGAGCAGCCGCACAUCGGCAACUACCGGCUCCUCAAAACCAUCGGCAAGGGCAACUUCGCCAAGGUCAAGCUGGCCCGGCACGUCCUGACCGGCAAGGAGGUGGCCGUGAAAAUCAUUGACAAGACGCAGCUCAACUCCUCCAGCCUGCAGAAGCUCUUCCGGGAAGUGCGAAUAAUGAAGGUCCUGAACCACCCCAACAUCGUGAAGCUCUUUGAGGUGAUCGAGACGGAGAAGACGCUGUACCUGGUCAUGGAGUACGCCAGCGGGGGUGAGGUGUUCGAUUACCUGGUGGCCCACGGGCGCAUGAAGGAGAAGGAGGCUCGGGCCAAGUUCCGACAGAUAGUGUCGGCCGUGCAGUACUGCCACCAGAAAUUCAUCGUGCACAGGGACCUGAAGGCCGAGAACCUGCUGCUGGACGCCGACAUGAACAUCAAAAUCGCCGAUUUUGGGUUCAGCAACGAGUUCACGUUCGGGAACAAGCUGGACACGUUCUGCGGCUCCCCCCCCUACGCCGCCCCCGAGCUCUUCCAGGGCAAGAAAUACGACGGACCCGAGGUGGACGUGUGGAGCCUGGGGGUCAUUCUGUACACCCUGGUCAGUGGGUCACUGCCCUUCGAUGGACACAACCUCAAGGAGCUGCGGGAGCGCGUGCUGCGGGGCAAGUACCGGAUCCCCUUCUACAUGUCCACGGACUGUGAGAACCUGCUCAAGAAAUUCCUCAUCCUCAACCCCACCAAGAGGGGCACCCUGGAGCAAAUCAUGAAGGACCGCUGGAUGAACGUGGGCCACGAGGACGACGAGCUCAAGCCCUACAUGGAGCCCGUGCCUGACUACAAGGACCCCCGCAGGACAGAGCUGAUGGUGUCCAUGGGCUACACCCGGGAGGAGAUCCAGGAGUCGCUGGUGGGGCAGAAAUACAACGAGGUGAUGGCGACGUACCUGCUGCUGGACCACCGGGGCUCCGAGCUGGAGGAGAACCUGUCCCUGAAGCCCCGGGUGGCCCCGGAGGUGGCCAACAGCUCGGGCCCCUCCCCCGCUCACAAGGUGCAGCGCAGCGUCUCGGCCAACCCCAAACGGCGAGUGAGCGACCAGGCCGGGCUCUCCAUCCCCACCUCGGCCUCGUACUCCAAGAAGACGCAGGCGGCGAACGUGGAGAACAAGAGAGGGGGAGGAGGAGGAGGAGGAGGGGCAGGGGAGGAGGAGGGCGGGGGGCGCCGCGCCGGCAGCACGGCCAAGGUGCCCCCGAGCCCCCUGCCCGGCCUGGAGCGCUCCAAGGGCACCCCCUCCCCCUCCACGAACAGCGUCCUGUCCACGGGCACCACGCGCAGCCGCAACUCGCCGCUGCUGGACCGGGCCAGCCUGGGCCAGAGCUCCCUGCAGAACGGCAAGGACAGCGGGGCCCCUCCCCGGGUCCCGGCCGCCUCCCCCUCUGCCCACAACGUGAGCCAGGGCCCCGGGGAGCGGCCCAGCUUCCCCCGGGGGGUCUCGAGCCGCAGCACCUUCCAUGCCGGGCAGCUCCGCGCCCCCCGGGACCCCCGGGACCCCGGGAACCCCCUGCCCUACGCGCUGCCCCCGGGGCUGCCCCCGCCCGCCUCGCCCUCGGGCGCCAGCCAGGGCCGGCGCGGCCCCUCCGCCAGCCUGUUCAGCAAGUUCACCUCCAAGUUCGUGCGCAGAAAUCUGUCUUUCAGGUUUGCCAGAAGGAACCCCCAUGAGCCCGAGAGCAAGGAGCGGGUGGAGACCCUCAGACCCGCGGUGGGCCCCGACAAGGACCCCCGCGACGCCGCCGGCCGCGACGCCAAGCCGCGCUCGCUGCGCUUCACGUGGAGCAUGAAGACCACGAGCUCGCUGGAGCCCGGCGAGAUGCUGCGCGAGAUCCGCAAGGUGCUGGACGCCAACAGCUGCCGCUGCGAGCCCCAGGAGCGCUUCGUGCUGCUCUGCGCCCACGGCGCGCCCGGCCACGACUCCUUCGUGCAGUGGGAGAUGGAGGUGUGCAAACUGCCCCGGCUCUCGCUCAACGGCGUCCGCUUCAAGCGCAUCGCCGGCACCUCCAUGGCCUUCAAGAACAUCGCCUCCAAGGUGGCCAACGAGCUCAAGCUCUGAGCCGCCGCCACGGCCCGGGAGCUGCGCCCGGGGGGCCGGUGAGGGCCCGAGGGGCACCUGAGAGCGGCUCCAGUGGUCACCGGGCCCUGCAGGGGUCACUGAGAGCGGCUCCAGAGCGGCCACCGGGCCCUGCAGGGGUCACUGAGAGCGGCUCCAGUGGUCACCGGGCCCUGCAGGGGUCACUGAGAGCGGCUCCAGAGCAGCCACCGGGCCCUGCAGGGGUCACUGAGAGCGGCUCCAGUGGUCACUGGGCCCUGCAGGGGUCACUGAGAGCAGCUCUGGUGGUCACCGGGCCCUGCAGGGGUCACUGAGAGCGGCUCCAGUGGUCACCGGGCCCUGCAGGGGUCACUGAGAGCGGCUCCAGUGGUCACCGGGCCCUGCAGGGGUCACUGAGAGCGGCUCCAGUGGUCACCGGGCUCGGGAGGGCCCAGCCGGGAGCGGCUCCAGGGUGGCCGAGGAGCUGCAGCUCUGGGGACAGACACGGCGACCCAGGAGCGGCUCUGGUGACCCAGGAGUGGCUCUGAGGUGACCCAGGAGCGGCUCUUGGUGACCCAGGAGUGGCUCUGAGGUGACCCAGGAGCGGCUCUGGUGACCCAGGAGUGGCUCUGAGGUGACCCACGAGUGGCUCUGGUGACCCAGGAGUGGCCCUGAGGUGGCCGAGGAGCCCCGGCCUCGAGCCACGGACGCGCUGACCUGGGAGCAGCGACCCAGGAGUGGCCACCUGGGAGCACCUCUGAGGUGGCCACCCAGCUCUGGCCCCGAGCCACGGACACGGCGACCCUGGAGCUCCUCUGAGGUGGCCGAGGAGCCGCGGCCCCGAGCCACGGACACGGAGGGGACGCCCCCGAGGGGACAUGGCCGCGCCAGGACGGGACCUGGGGGCUCCUGGAUGGAUUUGGGACGGCCGGGGGUCACCUGGAUGGGCCUGGAGCCACCUGGAUGGGCCUGGAGCGCGCUCAGGCCUCGGUGGGGCCUCCUGGACGGACCUGGUGGCCCCAGGGCAGCUCCUGGACAGAGCCCGUGGCUGAACCCAGGACCUCGGGGGGGUCACCUGGGUGCAUCUGGGACUUUCCCUCAUGGACUGGGGACACCUGGGGACCUCGGGGGGGUCACCCGGACCUUGUGUGGCCACCAUGGGGACACCCUGGAUGGACCCAGGGCCACCUGGACGGAGCUGGGGCUCACCUGGCUGGGCCCGGGACCACCUGGGGACAUCGUGUGGGGACAAGGGCCAGGGGGUCAUGGGGACCCUGGCACCUGCUGGGGACAUCCUGGUGGCCCAGGGACCUGGGGGAUCCUCUGGGAGGGGAACAAGGCCCGUGUGAGGACAGGGACACGUCCUGGGUGGCCCAGGGGACCAGCAGUGGUGGCCCAAGGCCCCUCUAAGGAGUCCUGGGCCUCCAGAGGGAGGUCGUGGAUGGCCCAGGAACCUCCAGGGACAUCCCAGGUGGCCCUUGGGGACAUCCUUGGUGGCCCAGGGCCGUGUGGGGACAUCCUGGGUGUCCCUGAGCCUUAUGGGGGGGACACGGGGAUGCUCCGGGGCUCCCCCAGGGCCCCUCGGUGGCCUUAGGGGGGGGUGGGGGUGUCCCCUCCCCCCGUGGGGAUCCCGGGGUCCCCUGUCCCCCCUCCCCCCCUCGGGGACAGGGCUUGUCCCCUCCCCCCGCACUCAGGAAGGCCCCGGGGGGGGAGGGGCGGGGGCGCUGCUGCUGCCGGGGGUGCUCCGGGGUGGGGGUGGGGUGUCCCCUCCCCCCGCCCCCCCCUUUUGUCCUGCUGUAGCCCCGCCCCGGGCACCGCCCCUGGGGGCGGGGACACUCUGGGGGAGGGGCCAAGCCCAGGUCACGCCCCCGGCCACGCCCCCUCGCAGAGGAUUUUCCAGGUUCUAAUUAAAAACUUCCAGAAAGA
Catharus ustulatus (Swainson's thrush) is the source of this 4228-nucleotide messenger RNA. It is a transcript of the gene MARK2, whose product is annotated as microtubule affinity regulating kinase 2. The record is from RefSeq and is a predicted model, not a curated record. NCBI's taxonomy places the organism in Eukaryota, Metazoa, Chordata, Aves, Passeriformes, Turdidae. Gene Ontology annotation, molecular function: ATP binding; protein serine/threonine kinase activity; tau-protein kinase activity. Gene Ontology annotation, biological process: protein phosphorylation; microtubule cytoskeleton organization; intracellular signal transduction. Gene Ontology annotation, cellular component: cytoplasm.